Messenger RNA from Haliotis rubra (blacklip abalone), 2145 nucleotides. RefSeq lists its product as uncharacterized. Bases 98 to 1834 code for a protein of 578 amino acids. The record is from RefSeq and is a predicted model, not a curated record. Lineage: Eukaryota; Metazoa; Mollusca; Gastropoda; Lepetellida; Haliotidae. The transcript has 10 exons.
CUUGCCAGUCUACAACAUCAAGAUGGCGUUGUAACACUCACAUUUUGUUGACAAGUGAACUAAGAAUACGAAUUUAGGCUAUCAUUCCUUGCUUGCAAUGCCUUCACACGGUGUUACGAAGGAGCGUUACAGAAGGAGUAGGUCACGAUCACCUUAUCAAAGGCUCCGUCCUUUUAAAACAUCAAGAUACACUGAUGCUCGAGUGAAAUCUGGUGGACGUUUUGAUCAUUCUCACGUGUCUCAAAGGUUCCUCUCCAGGAGAAAGUUCUCAUCAUCACCUCAAAGAUCACCUAGAGAUCACAGAGAGAGAUCCAAACAUGGACAUAGCCCUCAUGUUUCAAACAGAUAUAAAUCAAGAAAGUCUCCAUAUGUUGAAAGAAAGACUCAGCACUCUCCCACUGUGUGGACAUCGCCAGUCCAGGACAAGCCAAAAGCUGACACUUCUGUUUUAGACAGGGACUCUUUGAGAGAAAGAUCAACAUCUGGACAUACGAGUCAUCAGGAUUACUUUCCAUCUGAAAACAGGAAAGUGAAAAAGAAAGUAACUUUAAAUGAACGUUUUGGUUUGACUGAAAAGAAAUUUGAACUUGAGGAAAACAUAACUAUUGGACUUCAGCGUAAUCCUCACAUCCCAAUAUCAACAGCUGUAAAUGUUACAACAGCAAAUUUUGAUUUUCACAAUUUUUUGUUGAAACGCCAAGCCAGUGAAGGUCGCAAGCCAAUUUUUGAUCGGGAAGAAAUCAAGGCAUUUCAUCAUGAUGACAACCUUGAUGACCCAGAUGAAUUCGAAAGGAGAAUUAUCACUGUUUUAUCACCAAAACCUCAUGGUAGUUUUAGAGGUAGACAGGAUCUCUGUGCUGAUUCUACUGAUGUGGAUUAUAGCAUUAGAAGAUCUUUAAGUACUGCAUCCAUCUUUGAUGCCAAACAUGAUGAAAGGAAUAUGAAGGGAACUCAUCAGAUAUCUACAUAUCACAGCAGCAGGGAUGAGAGAGCCAGAGUCUCUUCUCGACAUGAAGCACUGCAGAUUACACGAGGCAGGACCUCCUCCCCAAUGAGAGAACCUCAAGUUCGACUGGAUCCCCGUCCAGACCCAAGAUAUGAAGCAAAGUACAGAGCAAAUGAAGAAAGAAUAUCAUAUAAGAGACUGGAACGUGUUAAUGAGAAUCCUAAUGAUCUUCGUCAUAGUCUUCAUCGCAAACUUCAAGACACAAUGGGAGAAACAAGAUAUAAAACAGAAGCCAUGCAUCCAGAUGGACAUCAGAAAGAUGAAAAACCGGGUCAUGGUCGUGAUGCAUGGGAAGUGGCUAACGAGUACCAGCGAGAUAGACCACACUCAGGAGCCAGUGAAUCACAUGAGACUAGUGCCUACAGAGGCAAGCUUCCAGAUUUCUCAAAGAGAGUUGAAAAGUUUUCUUAUGAAGAAUGGAAAGACAAACCAGAAAUGGUCCCAAAAGGGAGCAGCUACUAUGAACAUGACAACCGGGAUGACAAUACAUUCUUCCGACGAGGAAGGGGGAGAGGACGUUAUCUGGGCAGCCGUUCUCGAGGCACAACAAGAGGAUUUUUCCAAAGAACUGCAUAUCAACAAACAUAUCAGACUCCAUACAGUAAGAAUAAACAAAUGAGUGUUGGACAAAGAUACCGCGGCAAGCAAGGAUACAGUCAUGUUGAGGAUUCUCACUCCAUGGGGCACAAGACAAGGGACAGAGGUUCCCGCAGUGGCUUCGACCAUAGAUUUGACAAAAGGGGCUCAAGUGAACACGGAGAAUGGAAGCAUGAUAUGUAUGAUAAAUUAGAGAAGGAAGAAGACAACAGACCUACAAGUACCACAUGACAAAUUGUUUCCAGUUUCAAGAUCAGUUCUUCAAACUGGAUCUCUUGGAAUGCAGCAUAGACUGAGCAUUCACCAAAGAGCAGCAAAUAAUUGAUUAUAUUUCAUCAGUUGUGCAGUCUUUUGGGUUUUUUUCAAUGUCAAGUUUUAUAACUGUGGUACAUAAGGUACUGAUUUGUAUUACACUUUCCGUUCGAACACAAGUGUUGUUCCAGCAAGGAUCUGAACAGCCAUACUGACAUCUUUUUAAAACUGUUUUUGUGCCCUUGUGCACUAUUUUGUUGUGACUUUCUCAAUACAGGUUCUGUAGGUUG